AUGAUAAUUGGAACAAUCGAUAAAAAGCCUCCAGGAGAAGAUAUUCGAGUUUUCAAGAGGCCGUCAUCGAAAGCGACAGCGUCAGCGUUCGCCUACGUCUCCAUCUACGCUCAUCAAGAAAGUGCGACGGAUAUAGAAUCGUUGGCCUUCCAUCUUAGGAAAUUUGAUGUGCUAUCGUUGCUGUAA
Molecule: messenger RNA, 186 nt
Organism: Ostertagia ostertagi
Lineage: Eukaryota; Metazoa; Nematoda; Chromadorea; Rhabditida; Trichostrongylidae
Source: the annotation of a GenBank genome assembly